UUGUGUGGGAGUGCGCGCUCGCCUCGGUGGGACUUGUAUGGGAACGAAAAGUCAGAGCGGGGGAUUUGUAGAUCACUUGUUCAACUAGUGAGCAAUCUCUUGCCUGAGAUCACGAUAAUACAGAAAUGUCGGGGGACAACGAAGAAACACAGACGGCCGAGGAGACACCAAUGGACGAGAAGGAGGUUCAGGACAAAGUGAUCAGUCCUGAGAAGGCAGAGGAGGCUAAACUGAAGGCCAGAUACCCACAGUUAGGAAACAAAGCCGGGGGCUCUGACCUGCUCCGCAAACGCCUCUCGAAGGGGCAAAAGUACUUUGACUCCGGUGACUACAACAUGGCGAAAGCCAAGAUAAAGAACAAGCAGUUGCCGACAGCUGCACCAGAGAAGACCGAGAUCACAGGGGACCACAUCCCCACCCCCCAAGACCUGCCCCAGAGGAAACCUUCUCUGGUGGCCAGUAAACUGGCAGUCUGAUGCACACACGGCCUCGACAGCCCCUGCAGCACCUCCCAGCCCCUAACCCUUUCAACUCAUGUCUCAGAGCUGUAACAUAACCUCUCCCACCCUUCACAGUACCUGUCCCCUGCCUCUGCCCCGCCCCCACCUGCCUGGACCCCCCCUAACAGGAUCCCACACCUGGCGCCCAGUGAACUGGCUAGCUGAUACCUUCAAAUCCUGUUUAUUUUUGUUUCCACCCCAUCUGUCCCUGCCGUUACUGCCUCCUUUCCUUGUUGUUUUCCCUCGCUACUCCUCCAAACUGACUGCCCUUCUGUCAUUGUCCUCUUGCUUUUCUGUGUUCCUUGUUAUUUUCUCUUUACUUCCAUGUAAGAUACACUGAAGGAUGGGACAUCAAAGUAUGAGUGUGAGCAGAUUGUGACGCCUCUGUAUGACUCAUAGACGACUGAUUCUGCUGUGUUUACUGGCUGUAGACAGGGGUGGACAGUGGAAGCUGCGUCUCAUAUGGUUGGGGAGCUUUAGUCCGGUCAUUGGGAUCCCUCAGUUUGGAAUCGUGUGUGUAUAUAUAUAUAU
Molecule: messenger RNA, 1031 nt
Organism: Plectropomus leopardus (leopard coralgrouper)
Lineage: Eukaryota; Metazoa; Chordata; Actinopteri; Perciformes; Serranidae
Gene: arpp19a
Product: cAMP regulated phosphoprotein 19a
Cellular component (GO): cytoplasm
Molecular function (GO): protein phosphatase inhibitor activity
Source: RefSeq, a predicted model, not a curated record